Molecule: messenger RNA, 1488 nt
Organism: Capronia epimyces CBS 606.96
Lineage: Eukaryota; Fungi; Ascomycota; Eurotiomycetes; Chaetothyriales; Herpotrichiellaceae
Exons: 2
Coding region: 1-1488 (495 amino acids)
Source: RefSeq, a predicted model, not a curated record
AUGACUCCGUCAACCCCAGUUCAAGGAUUGGGACAAGCCCCUCUCGAAAUAUCUGCCUUCAGUCCCUACGACACUCCUGCUCAAUAUCAGCCUCCAUCGGGCUACCUAUUCGCCGGCACCGAGAUUGAGAAGACGAGGUAUGGUGAUGACGCCGUGCGAGAUAUCUCAUCUUCUUCCUCCAGCGCCAUUCUUCCACCUUCGUGGAACCUCGUACCUCCUCCAUUGACCCUGCCUUCUAGAAGUAGGUCGAGCAGAUCCGACAGCCGUGUUCUCAGCAGUACUUUCGGUGAUAUUGCCCUGCACCGACACCUCCAGGGCUUGGAUGACCCGUUUACUUCAACGUCGCCGCUGUCAUCGUCGCCAAAAAGAUCGAGAAGCGAGCGAACGGUGCGUGGUGGCAAUUCCGCCAGUUGGACGCUUGGUGACAAUGACACCACCUGGGCGAGGGCGAGGAAACAGCGGACAAGAACGAUGCGCGAUAAUCGUACCAACAGGACGGCCAUUCGUGACAACACCGAUGGCGAUCUCGACCUCGAUGCCGACGAGGCGACCAGACACUUUUGCCAAACUCGACGCCUAAGCACAUCUCCGGCUUCGCCCACGUCCCAAGUCGCAGCCUGGUCGCGGUACCGGAAAGUAGAACGAGCGCUGCUGGCGGUCACACAAGCCAUUGACCGAUUCCCCGACGGAAUGCUUCGUCUGGAUUCGCCGGCCCUGAUAGAAAUGAGGCGGGACUGUGCUUUCUGGUCUUGUUCUUCCGAUGGCCCUGUCACCGUCGUCGACAUGACCGAGCAGAACCAGAUGUACAUCGAUUGGUUCCACAGAAUAUUCCCGAGUGCGCCGACGCAGCUUGUUUCUGCGCUGGCGGCCUGGAUCUUGGUCGACUUGUAUUUCUCGCGACUUUUAUCGGAGAAAAAGGGAUGGCAACGGCAACAGCACGAAGAAUUAGGACCUAUGUCCAUGGAAUCUCGGUUUCGUGUCUUGGAGGAACAACAUUCCAGGAUUACGAUGGACACGGGACGCAAUUUCACAGCUCGGCUAGGGCUCGAUCAUCCCCGUGACCAUGACGUUUCUCCCUCUUUCUUCUCUCCCCCGUCUAUGGCCGGAGCGACGGAUGAAGAAGAGACAAGAAGAUUCUGGGCCCAUGCAAACACAUCAUCAACAUACCACCCAAGAAGCCUGCACCAUGUUUUCCCGAACAAAGCGACAGCCAUACCUGGUCUGGGGGGAUUAUCCGACGAUGAGACGUCGAUUCCAGUUCGGUGCGAGAACGAAGACGUGUUGCGCAAAGGCGUGAGCGUAAGCGGAAGCGGAAGCGUAAGUGUCGACGUCGAGGCUGUCCAUGCUCGCAUCGGUGUCGUUGCUCGAACCCUGGUCGAGGCUUUACGGGGAAGUUGGGACGACGACGUUUGGCGCUCGUUGAAGGUUUUGGUCGAACUUCUCGAAGGGGGUGGAGGUGUAGCCACUGCGACUGCGAAUACAGGUUAG